UUUUGGAAAUGACUGGCUUAGGCCUGUCUUCCUGCGUAUAUAUAGUGAAAACAUGAUUGAAGAACUGCACGAAGAGAUGGAUCAGGCAGCAAAGACGUCGUUCCCACACAAGUAUCAAGACAUUCUAAGAGAAUUUAACGCACGUAUCGACACGUCCUCACCUGAAAAAUUCCAUUCGGAGCUCGGAGAAACAGGAAUUUUCGACCAACAGAAAAAGCAUAGGUAUUGGGUUGAUGAAAAGGGCAAGAACUGUUUUAUGGUGUAUGCAAGAGCUCUCAGAAUCGCUUGGAGUGGAAACAGACGUCAGUGGCGCUGGUACACCGAGAGAGCAAACAACAGCGAUGUCUCCGUUGAGGUUGCUGAACUGUUACGUGCAUAUUGGCUAGAAGUGCACGGGUUUUUUGAGACCGGAUACCUGACACCCGAUACUAAGUAUGAAGUUUCAUAUGUGAUCAAGAUGAAGGAACCAAGCUCCGGAUGGGAAGAUAACGUCGACUUCAGCCUCACUCUCCCUCAGAACACGAUGAGGGGCCUGAAUAUCAAUAAAAAAAAUCUGAAGCAGAUAUCAAGGGAAGAUUGGAGUUAUAUACGAGUUGACGAAUUUACACCUGGGCAAUCUGGCAAGAUGGAUUUUAUGCUCCGUCAACCUGGGAGACUGAAGACAGGGCUUGUUAUCAAGGGUGUCGCCAUUCGUCCUACAACCUAAGUUGCAGAGCACCCAGCAGCUUCCAUUACGAGCAGAGAAAUAACGUUCUGAUUUUUAUUUUAUUAAAGCAGAAAUAAGACGAGUGCGUAUGUAAGAAAUGAUCGGAACAGAAUAAUAAUGAAGGGAUGAUACACUUUUAACUA
This is a messenger RNA of Pyrus x bretschneideri (Chinese white pear), 849 nucleotides long. Its product is annotated as protein PHLOEM PROTEIN 2-LIKE A1. The coding region runs from base 53 to 706 and encodes 217 amino acids. The transcript is spliced from 3 exons. The record is from RefSeq and is a predicted model, not a curated record. NCBI's taxonomy places the organism in Eukaryota, Viridiplantae, Streptophyta, Magnoliopsida, Rosales, Rosaceae.